AACGGCUUAACGCCAUAACUGAAGUGACUCGAGGUGUUAAAAUGGUUUUCAACUUAUAAUAUAUCAAAAAGGGAUAAGAGAUAGGAAAGGCUUGAUGUCAAAAUGGAUAACGAUCGUUUUCGAUUAACGUGUUUGCGCAGUUGGCAGACCUCAGACUUCAGGCGGUGUGUCGACGCCAUGAAAAGGAAAGAUUUGCCAGAUGUAAAACGAACGUUGCCGUCUAAUGUUUAUCCGCAGUAUUUCCAAACAUCAAAAAAGAACGCCGUCAUUUUUUUAAUAUUUAUUACGGAAGCCAUUAGGAUGGAAUACAUAGAAGGCUUGGAAUAUUUACGAUCACAGGGAAUUCCGUUUGAAAUACUUGAAGAAAGGACAGGCAAGAUACUAUGGAGUGCUUUAGUUGACUCCGUACAAAAUGCGAGGAUUGUCACAUUAGAAUAUCUGCUCACUAUUUCCAAGCUGAACAAAGACCCAGAUACGGAUAUGACGUUGUUGAUGAAAGCCUGUUAUUUUAAGCGCCCAGAAUGCUUAGAAAUAAUACUGAAAAGUGAAUUAAAAACAACAAUUAAAAGUCAGAGGGGUGAAAAUAAUUACACGGCUUUACACUGGUGCUUAGUAGAAAAAGGUUCUACAAGUAGAAGCCUUCAGUGUGUCCAGAUUUUGAUAGAUGCAGGUGCCGAUUUGGAUUUUAAAGAAUACGUUACUCCUCCCAAGCACAACUGCCUUCACAUGGCUGCAAAAGUUGGAAUGACCCCAAUUGUAACUUACUUACUGAGACAAGGGGUUCAAUUAUCUGAUGACGAUAAACAAAACAACAUUCUGCACUUAUUAGCGCCUAACUGCAAUUCAGGGCAUAUUACUGAAUGCAUGGGGGCUUUGAUCAAAUCUGGUCUGGACGUAAACGCUCCGAAUACCAAUAAUGAAACGCCUAUAUUUUUAGCCUCUUUACAUGGAAAUUGUCGUUUUGUUGAUGCAUUAAUCCGAAGUAAAUGUGAGUUAAACACCAAAUCAGGCGCUCAUCAGUUAUCUCCAUUAUUGGCAUCACUACUGGAAUCAAACUUUCAAAUAGCUGAACAAUUGAUUUUAACCGGAUGUGACGUCAAUUUAGCUGCCGUAAAUGGGUUUACACCCCUGAUGAAGGCGGUUAAACUAUCAAAUAUGAUUUUAAUUAAACUCCUAUUGGCACAUGGAGCGGAUGUAAAUUCUACAUCACAAUUGGGGAAAUCUGCAUCUGAUUAUUGCUACAAGCAGAAUUUCCAUAUAGCCUCUGCACACAAGAAUUCAAAAGUUUCGUUAAAGGAAUAUGUGAAUGUAACCGACUUCACUGAUAAGUGCGAUAGAGAAGUCGUCCAUGAUACGCACUCGGAUUUCGAAAUCUUGAAGGUUUUAGUAGAAGCUGGUGCAGAACUGUCACCUGACAGUUGUCUGUUACAUCGUGCCAUAAGCAUUGCGGAUUUGGCAGGUGUGGCUUUCUUGAUCGAUAAUGGUGCAUGUGUAAAUAAGAAAAAUAAACGAGGAGAUACACCGCUUAUGGUAGCAGCUAAAAGAGGGUUACAAGAAAUAAUAAAAUUACUGCUGACUAAUGGCUGUGACGUGAACAGUAGGAAUUUUAAACGGGAAACCGCUUUACAUAAAGUUAUCAAGUCUGAACUGUCUGAGAAAUUAAACGUAAUCUUGUUAUUGGAAAAUGGCGCCAAUGUAAACUUAAGGGACCGGGAUGGGGAUACACCGCUUAUGAUAGCAGCUAAUAGAGGACUACGUGAAGUAAUAAAGGUACUGCUGGCUAACGGUUGUGAUGUAAACAAUCAGAAUCUUGAAGGGGAAACCGCUUUACAUAAGAUUAUCCAAUCUGAACAUUCUAACAAAUUAAAAACUGUAUUCUUAUUGUUGGAAAAUGGUGCCAAUGUAAACUUAAGGAACGAAGAUGGCAAAACAGUGUUAAGGGUUGCAGUAGAAAUGGCAUUAAAUGCCGAAGAAAUGAAGUGUACUGUAAACAAAAUGAUGGGAAGCCGUGCGGAGAUCAUUAUUAAAUCUGAACAGGUCGACCAAUUAGAAAAUAAAACCAAUGUAAACUCAACGGAACGAGAAGCCAAGCCGUUGUUUAUUAAGGUAGACUUAUCAAGGAAAUAUAUCGCAGUUAUAAAAGUACUGAUUGAGAAUGGUGUCGAUUUGAACUUGAGUGAUAUAGACGGUAAAACAGUGCUGAUGGUAGCAGUUAAAAAAAGAAGCAGACGGUUGGUAGAACUACUUUUAAAAGCGAAUGCUGAUGUAAUUCAACGAGAUAUUUAUGGACAUACGGCUUUAUUUUACCUAGACUUUGGCACUGAUCGCAGAUGGGUGAAUAUUUUGAAAUUAAUUCUAAUGAAAGGAUGCGACGGCACCGACCUAUGCGCCCCCUCGUUGCAGUGUUUAUUGUUAAACACGCAUGAGGCGAAUAUAAUGAUGUAUCUGCUGAUAGAAAACUGUAAGUUGUGUCCAUUAUAUAUGGAAUGGUACCUUAUCCAAUUUUCCGACCCUUUAUUGUUGGGAAAGAUUUUAUAUGAAAAUGGAACUGCCGUUAAAACUGUGGCAUCCUUGUAUAGGAAGCUAGGUGUGGGUUCUGGCAGACGAAAGUAUGAGGUUGUCGCAGACAACUUCCAGGAAUACCGUAAAGAUAGAAAAUUAAAUUUUAUUUGUAGACGAGUCAUUAGAUCAUGUAUGGGUGCUGGUAUCAUGACCAACAUAAACAAGCUACCAUUACCCCCUAAACUAAAAGAGUUUAUCAAAAUGAAUGAUGUCCUUCCAGAGCAAUACUUUCAGCUGAGCUUAAAUGACGCAGAUGAUGUACCAAAGUGUGAAAUAUUUUGUUUGCAGCUUGACUCUGAUUAUUAGCUGUUGGAAAACACAACGGCCAGUGGGUGACAUUCUUCGAGAUAAAAUUUAAUAUGAUAUUGAAAUUCAAGAUAACCACCAUUGUAUAGGGCUUUUCCGGUAUAGUACCAUUUAUGCAAAUGAGGAAACGUAGAGGGCCUAGGUACAACCCUUGUGGAACUCACUUGACCACAGUUACCUGGUUGCCAAGUCUUCAGACAAAUGAUUACAUGGACACCUUGUUGAAUGGAUGGGACCAGUUCUAUUCUCAUGCAAAGGAUAAUCGAAUUGCGUUAUAUUAGACCAGGUCGUGCAGUGGAUGUAGUUAUAUCUGAUUUGGGAACCAGAAUUCCUGCUAUUUUUUAUAUUAAAAAUGGCCUCUCUCUUGCAUUGAUGUCCUCAAUUGAAAUAUCUAUAAUAAUUCUGUAUAUGGAACAUGAACUUUUGUAGAAACCGCGGCAUCAAAACUACACUUUUUAAACAUUCUUCUUCAAACGACGCCAUUGCAUUCAAUUACUAAGAACUAACAAACGUGUCUAGCAUCAUAUUGCCAUACAACGCAUUUAAUCAUUGUAUUGUGUAACUAGUCUUUAAGUCACUGACACUAAAAUUAGAUAUUCCUACGAUGACCACGCAUUAAAAUGAAAUGCCACAUAAACAAAUUGAAUCUGCUACAAAAAAGCAGACAAUGUUCAUCAUCGAACUCCAUGAAGGGAUUCACACAAUGAAGGCCCACACCAAGUUUGAACAUUCUACCUCAAAUAGAAGGAGAGUUAUUGUGUUCCAAAGUCUCGACCAAUCAAAUUGCUUAUCGCUCUGCUUACUCUUAGCAGAAAAUGUUCAUUAUCGAACUUAAGUCAAGGUAUUGAUGUAAUAAAGCUAUACACCAAGUGUCCUCACUUUCACUUAAUUAGAACUAAAGUUAUCGUGCCCCAAAGCAUCAACCAAUCAAAUUGCUUAUCUCGGCUUAACCUUGGCAGACAAUAAACACCCACUCCAUCAAGGCAUUGACCCAAUAAACACCUACAACAAGUUUGAACAUUCUAGCUCAAUUAGAAAGAGAGUUAUUGUGUCCCAAAAAGUGUGACGGAUAGACGCAUGAACCCAUUUUAAUAGUCCCUGCUUUCUUCGAAAGGCGGGGGGACAAAAAGAAAAAGAAGAAAUGGAACAAAACCAUGCAGCAUUAAAUUUAACACAGACAGACAGGACAGAACUGAACAAAAAAAAUGAAGAACUGAUACAGAAGGAAGAAGAAAAGAAGGAAGAAAAAAAGAACCCAGCCGUCAGCCCAAAACCUUCCGUGUUAAAAUACGCCCGAGUCGCAUUUACUCCUCCCUUAUCGAUUAGUGAGUUGGGUGAUCCCUAGAGGGAUACAUUCAAAUCUUACCAAGAAAGGGGAACUACAACCAAACGGAUAAGUUAACCGAAGCUCAAUUAGCAUUCUUUAUGUAUUGGAUAGAUAAAAAGAAGCAUCUCAGUGCUAGCAACUACCAUGUAAUGGAGUUGGUUAGGGAUGGGUGUUUGGAAGAGGUACUCGUCUCCUUCCGCCGUCAUGAAUCUUCAGGCAUAUCUACUCAACAGAAAAAGGAGUAUACUUCGAAAAAGGAGAAGUAAAGAAAUUGAGUUUCAUGAAAUUGAUGAGGGCCUGAGCACUCACUUUUUUAAUUUGUAUAUAAAUUUUUAAGUUUUGUAUAAAGUUUCAAAUUUUUAUACAUUUUUAGUUUGUAUAUAGUUAGUUUGUAGUUUAGUUUGUAAUGUUUUAAUAAAGUUUCAUCUCUAAAAAAUAUCUUAAAAGUUGUAAAAUUUUGAAAAUUCUAAAACAGUAAUAAUAAUAAUCAGCGGCUGCCAGGCAAAAUACGCCAACAUUUUCCAAGAUUGAGAUAUAAACAAACUGUAGCGGUAUCGAUAUCCAUUGGUAUUCGGUAAGAUUUUAGAACUUUUACGCUCAAAGGAUUUAGAUUCGGCAGCUGUCAUCAAUCGAGGACUGCAAGAACUGAAGUUUAAUUACUUUGCAGCCUUGCGGUUUACCGAUAAAGCAAAAAACAGAAACACUCACUUGACAGGCAAGGCUGUUUGGUCUAUAACCUUCGGUGGAAGAAAGCUAACAGGGGAAAUCGCCACCGAGUUCGCUGCUAGAGACCUUAUUUUUGAGUCAAAGUUAGCUUAUAUUUUCCAGGAUGACCGUAUCGUAUUUCCCUGGAUUGCAUAGUUGGUAAGGCGAAUGGAAGGGUUGCCGAUCGAUGAUACGGCACAGAAAGAUGUUCUUGUUUUCAUAUCGAGUCUUGCAUUUCUCAUGGAGGGUUUGUACGUUAAUCAUGAAAAACUACGUCACUUCUCCCUUCCGUUAUCAAUAUUAAACUCUUAUUGGCACAUGGGGCGGAUAUAAAUUAUUAAAGGAAACUUGGAAAAUCUGCAUGUGAUUAUUGCUGCAGUAAAAAGUACACAAGAAAUCGACAAAUAUGGGAGCUUGUAGGCGCUAAGACAGAAAUAAGAGAAAUACUGGAAGACAUCUUCCAACUUUGAUAUCUUGGUGGUAAUACUGGAAGCAGGUGGUAAAGUGGAACCAAAUGUUGUUGGUUUUUUUUGUUAUAUGGUGCCGUACGGAAUGGUGAUGCAAAAGUCGUGACCUACUAAAUAGAUCAAGGGGCAUGUGUAAAUACAAUGAAUGACGAUGGCGUUACACUGCUUAUGAUAGCAGCAAAACAUGGACGAAACAUGUAGUUAUUGUGUUGAAUAUAGUAAAUAACAACAAAACAAUUUUUCUAGAUGUAA
Patella vulgata (common limpet) is the source of this 5619-nucleotide messenger RNA. Its product is annotated as serine/threonine-protein phosphatase 6 regulatory ankyrin repeat subunit B. The transcript is spliced from 3 exons. Lineage: Eukaryota; Metazoa; Mollusca; Gastropoda; Patellidae. The record is from RefSeq and is a predicted model, not a curated record. The coding region runs from base 103 to 2868 and encodes 921 amino acids. Gene Ontology annotation, biological process: intracellular signal transduction. Gene Ontology annotation, molecular function: protein binding.